AGGUUUGAAAGAACAUCGUUCUCAGACACUGUGAAAUCUGGACUUUGUAACAGUGCACUAUCUGAAGGAAUAUAAGGAAUUGACAAGUUGUAGCUUCCUCGCCAUUACUUUUUUGGUAUUUGUACCUCUUGCUUCUUCUGCGGCUUUAGAUCAAGAAACACCAUGAGCACAACUCAACGAAAGCGCCGUGGAGGAGCAGUUCAUUCUAGGCAAGCUCGGAAACGAAACAGGCUGAUGGCUUCUACCGCAGAAAUGGCUUCAGAAGCAGAGCCAAUAGAACUUGAAGAAAGUGCCGGUGAAGAAGUAGUAGAUCUCACAUGUGAAUCUUCUGAACCUGUAGUCGUUGAUCUAACUCACAAUGAUUCUGUUGUG
Molecule: messenger RNA, 372 nt
Organism: Balearica regulorum gibbericeps (East African grey crowned-crane)
Lineage: Eukaryota; Metazoa; Chordata; Aves; Gruiformes; Gruidae
Source: RefSeq, a predicted model, not a curated record